This is a messenger RNA of Malaya genurostris, 710 nucleotides long. It is a transcript of the gene Arpc5, whose product is annotated as actin-related protein 2/3 complex subunit 5-C. Bases 82 to 543 code for a protein of 153 amino acids. The record is from RefSeq and is a predicted model, not a curated record. Gene Ontology annotation, cellular component: cytoplasm; actin cytoskeleton; Arp2/3 protein complex. NCBI's taxonomy places the organism in Eukaryota, Metazoa, Arthropoda, Insecta, Diptera, Culicidae. The transcript is spliced from 4 exons. Gene Ontology annotation, molecular function: actin filament binding. Gene Ontology annotation, biological process: cell migration; regulation of actin filament polymerization; Arp2/3 complex-mediated actin nucleation.
UCUGACAGAUCAGUGAUAUCAUUCCAUUUGUUUAUCAGCUCUGCUGUGAUUUCAAUUGGGUGUGUGAAUACUUUUUCCAAAAUGGCCAAAAACACGUCUAGCUCAGCAUUUCGUAAAAUCGACGUUGAUCAAUACAACGAGGACAACUUCCGAGAGGAUGAAGCAGACCAAGCUUCCAGUGGAAUGAUCGUUCCUGACGAGAAUGAGAUCACUUCACUACUUAAUCAAGGAAGAAAUAUCGAUGCCCUGAAAACUGUUUUGCAAAACGCUCCGCUUCUGUGCAAAAACCAACAGGUCAAGGACAAUGCACUGAAUCUGACAUUGAAAGUGCUGCUAUCAAUAAAAUCGUCGCAGAUUGAUGCAGCAAUCGAGUCCCUGGAUGAUCCCGAACUGUGGGAUGUCCUCAUGAAGUACAUUUAUCGAGGAUUCGAGAUUCCUUCCGAGGGAUCCAGCGGCCAUUUGCUGACAUGGCAUGAGAAGGUUUUUGCCAAAGGUGGUGUUGGCAGCAUCGUUCGGGUGCUGUCAGAUAGUGCCCGUGCUUAGGUGCCAGCAGUUAAUCACGCAUGGAGCAAUGCAUUUUUUCUCGUAGGUCAGCUUACGGAUAUCUUCCGCAACAACUUUAGUAUUCUUAUUUUAUUAUAAAUACAUAUACAUAUUGUUUAGAUAAAAAUACAGAUUCUAUUGAUUGCAAUAAAAGCCAUUAAUGAGUG